This is a messenger RNA of Anneissia japonica, 5780 nucleotides long. RefSeq lists its product as uncharacterized. The record is from RefSeq and is a predicted model, not a curated record. Gene Ontology annotation, cellular component: histone methyltransferase complex; chromatin; nucleus. Gene Ontology annotation, molecular function: transcription cis-regulatory region binding; Y-form DNA binding; chromatin binding. The transcript is spliced from 5 exons. Gene Ontology annotation, biological process: negative regulation of cell population proliferation; regulation of transcription by RNA polymerase II; negative regulation of cell cycle. Lineage: Eukaryota; Metazoa; Echinodermata; Crinoidea; Comatulida; Comatulidae. Bases 1 to 1488 code for a protein of 495 amino acids.
AUGGUAAUAGUAGCAUGCUACCAUGGUGACAGCCAUAUAAGACAUGAUGGUACUAUGGUAACUGGCGGCCUGAACAUCAUACCACAGCUGCUGCACCCUCAGAACAGUACCGACAUGGAAUUGCUGUGGCUUUUAUAUGACUUGAAACACCUUGAAAAGUAUCCAAUGGCGAUGGGAAACCUGGGUGACUUGGAGAGCAUUUCCCCCAGCCCGGGGAGACCUUCCUGCGAAGAGAUUUUUGAAGCCGCCAUCAAUUCAGCCCAACGGUAUUACAAUGAUCAUCAUGUGUAUCCUUACACAUACCUAGGGGGACAUCUCUACCGGCAUCAGAGAUACAAAGAUGCCCUUAAACGCUGGGCUCAGGCUUCCAGUGUUGUUAGCAACUACAACUAUUACCGAGAAGAUGAGGAGAUUUACAAGGAGUUUCUGGACAUCGCUUUUGAAUUGAUCCCAAACAUCGUCAAAGAAUUCUCACACUCGGUAACACAAAACUCGCCCCUUUGUGAUCCUGAGUGUUAUGCAUAUUUCUUGCAGUUUUUUGAUGGACUUUGCAAGUGGGAAGAGGGCAGUGUCACCCCUGUGCUACACAUCACCUGGUCGAAAAAAUUUAUUGGGGUUGUUUCAAAGUUUGCUUCGGGUGUGCGGGAGCUCAUUGAUAUUCAUGUUGAGAAUGAACAGGAUUUUGAAGACGAUGAGGAAGAAGAGGAGGAUGACGACGAGCACCAGAAGGAGAAUGUAGUUAAACCAAAGAUGAGCAAAGAUGAAAAGAUGACGAGCGAAUCGCAUACCAAAACUAAAAUUUCCCUCCGAUCGAAGAACUAUAGCAUUACAAGGAAGAAACUCCGUGAGGAUAUUAACCAAAAUAUAAUCGCGGAGAAGAGUAACGGAAAUGUUAAAACAGACAACCUUGACAGUUCGUCAGAUAGUAUCGGAAGUGAAUUAAAGGGUGGACAACCGUUGGAUGUUUCAAACCCGAAUAUUGCCGCCUUAGCUGCGGCAUGCAGUGAAUCAAUUCUCAAUCCCGAUUACCUUCUUGGUGCCUCGGAGACAUCCACCCCUUUUACUUCAAAAUCAUGGGAUACAAAAACAGAUCUUAAUGAUUUUUUAAGCGGAAGUAACAACGGUGGAGCCUUCCCAGGCAUUACGAUGGAAUCGGCAUUGAAAGCUGAAAGUCCGGCCGAGAUGGCGUUUCAUCGACAGUGGAAAGCCAGGCAGUCAGACUCUCAGGGGGAGGAUUCAGAAGAUGAAGCUUCACACUACACCACAAAUCCUGUGCCAGCAUCGCAGAUGAUGUCACCGAAACUGACCCUUUCCAGUGCGAAGAUGAAAGGGUUAAAGGAACUGCUAACAAAUUCUGGCAAGCUCAACACUGCGGCAAUCCAGCUACAACUGACAGCGCAGUCCCAGGUUCAGUUCAACAAACGCCCUCGUUCUACCAGUGAGUACGAGGACUACGGAAGUCUGCGGAGAAGACCACGGAGGGAAUAAUGUGGAACUUAAAUAAAGUACAAUGAAUAAAAAGGCGAGAAAUUAUGAACCAAAGACAAAUUGUUGUGAGUAGUAAAUUAUAAUUUGAGAAUCUGAUCGAUUGAUGUGAAAAAAUAAGGUCAGUGUCAUCUCCUAUGAUAGUUGGUGAUCAGAUGACCUUAGUACAUUUUUACCAAUAAUUCUAUUUGAUGCAAGUUUUUUGACAAGGAAGGAUGUUUGAUAUGUAUUAUUAAAUGUUUUAUUUUAUGAAGAAAAACAAGAAAACUGCUUGUACAUAUUGAACGUAGCUAAUGAGGGUUUUUACCAUUACUGUAAGUUUGGCCAAAAAAGACAUGUUUUUCUGACAAAGUAAUUAAGAAAUUGAUUUUAAGAGGAUUGUAAAAAUAAACUGGAAUUAUUCUGUGAAUCUAGUACUGACAAGUAACAAUAUCCACUAUUUGUGCAUAUGAAAAAGUUUUCAAGAUAUAUGUCUGUUGUGCUACAGUAAUACACUUGAAAAAUUAAAAUCAUAUUUGAAUUGCAUAAUUAAGUACAUUAUUUGCUUACAAUUGGAAAUUAGAGCAAGAAUAUGUAUUCCUUGUCAAAACUGACUCAUUGAUACAGUAAGUACAUUGUAUAAAUUUUAACUUGGCUGGUAAUCAAUAUUGAAAAUGUUCCUGGUAAAAUGUCUGUAAUUCAACAAAAAAAAAACUGAAUGUUUUGAGAUUUGUGUCUUAUUGUCAGUUGAUAACUUACCGUAUUUGACUUUUGUAGAAAUAAGCAAUUCAUUGUUUAAAUAGGGUUUUUUUUUAGAGAGAGAGGUUUUCUCAACUUAGAACAGAGAGUAUAUCAGAAACGAAAUGAAUACACACGUGUGUUUUGAGUUUGAAACAGUUGCACAUGCCAACACGUGAGUAUGUGCUUGAAUGUGUUAUAAUGUAUGUGAAUUAUGAUGUUCAACAUUAUGCGUUCACCUUCAUUUCCUGUCCUGAAAUGACAACCAUGACACGCAGCAUCCGGCGGAAAGAAGAUUAUUACCGCAGAUGCCAGAAACUGAGUGAUGUUAACAGAUGUCAGAUGUCAGAUAUAUAUACUACUAAACCCAGCCUGCUGAUGAUAUUUGAUGGAAUUUUAUCUUUAUUACCUUGAAAUUUUUUUUUAUUCCCUGAUUAAUCAAAUUUUUCAUAACAUUUUAUGAGAAAUAAGAAGUGAACGAUAACUUUGUUUUGCUACAUUGGUUUUGUUUUGAGGGUGCCACACUGAAACCUUUAUUUUAAUAUGACCUUUGAUUUUUCAUAAUAAAAACAAACAACUCUAUCCAGGGAGGGUGGGAAUUAAAUUUGAAGUUCGAGUAAUAUAAAAAAUCACAUUUGAAAAGUGAAAUACUGUACUGUUAUAUUAAAUAUAGCUGAAUUUGAAUAUAUAUAAAUGUUUCGAAAAAUCAUUUUAAACAAUAUUUUGUGUGUAUAUAAGAUUAUUUAAGUCACUAAAUGCUAGAAAAUAAUAUGCCUUAAACAAAUAGAACCAUCCAAUUUUUUUAAAAAGUUUUGUUGGUACUGUAAAAAAUUGAUUUAACAUUUAAUAUGCAAAAUCAUAAUUUAAUGUUUGCAUAAAUAUAUCACUAUAAUAACCAAAUUUGAUAUUAAGAAAUUAUCACUUAUUAGUUUUUUAUUUACAUUGUUGUGUUUGGUAUAAUUAUACAAAAUAUCAAAUUAUCAACUUUCAUCCAAAAAAUAUAGCAGUUAAUUGGAUAUUGAAAUACAGAUUUAUGUAAUUUAAUUAGUAUUCCUCUAUUGUUUCAUAUGUUUGAUUUAUUGAUACUUAAGCUGACAUAGGUUGUUUUCUGCAUUCAAUUAAAGAUACAAAACUUUACAUAAGUAUGGUAGAAUGUAAGAAAUAUCAAAUAUUUUCCUUUCCCUACCCCAAUUUCCCUUCCUCAAUUUUUUCUCUUCAGCCAUUUUAGCAGCUUGUUUUUUUUUUUAAGUUAUAAUACCAAGUAGUGAUGUAGAUUUACUGUCAACCUGCAAUGGUCCUAUGAAUCGUCAAUGAAAGCCUUGUUUCUCUCUGGUUUUAAUGAAACAAUUGAUACCGUAGACAUGUCACAUCCACGCACAUCUAACAACGCACAUAAACACGUCACGCAAACACGACGUAACAAACACACAGGGUGACCAAGACAGCGACAAUACCAAAAAAUCAUCAAAACAUACUUCAAAUCCUUUAAUAUCAUUAUUGAUAAUUAAGCCUAAUAUAAAAUAUUAAUAAUUUCUGAUGAUUAUUUUAAGUUUUGAUACUAAAAAUACUUGGACUAAUUGAUGUGACUUAUUGGGACAUACACUCUUAACUGUUUUUAUAUCUGUAUUGUGACAAAGAAUUAGUACAUUCCAAACAGAUUAGGUAAAAGUUCAUUACUUCACCAUUCCUACAUUCAACCUGACCUAACUUUUUCACCCUUGCAUAGGUUAGACUAUAGAGGGUGCAAUUCAUGUUUUAUUUUAAUUUUAUCUAUUUUUGUCUAUAUUCUUUAGAGGACUUGAUACGUUAAUAUUAUCAAUUCCUCUUGCAUGAAAUGCAACUUUCGCAGCUAGUGUAUGGUAGUAAAAAAUUUAUUUUUGUUUUACAAUUAAUUUUGGUAGAUUAGAUUUGUAAACUGUUGUAAAAUAUUCUAUAUAUUUGUGCAUGAUAAAUAUUACUUGCAUUUUAAUAUUAUGAGAAUCUCCAAUUUAUUUUACCAUAUCUGGUAAUGAAAUAGUGUGUUUUGUAAGUGUGUGCUUAAUUUGACCCCUAGGUCACUCAAAAUAUUCCCCCCCCCCCUAGGUUUCUUAUAUAUUUUGCUUUAAUGUUUGCUUCCUUUGCAAUAUUUUCCUUUAAAAACUUCUAAUUAAAGUUUUAUUUCAAAUUUUAUUUAUUCGUGAUUAUGAUUUUAAAGAUUUUUGUGUGUAAAUUUCAUUUAAUGGUAUGAAAACUGUAGUUUAAUUAUUUCAAAAUAAUGAUAUUUAAAUAAGGAGUAAUUUGAUUUCUAAAACAUUUCAAUACAUAUCAAUUUUUACCAUGAAUUGAGUUGUGUAGCAUCAUCUUUAGGUGUUGUUGUUGGUCAGGUAUAUAUAUUUCAAUACUACCUACCAAUGUUUUUACCAAAAAAAAAUGUUUGUAAAACAAAAAGCUAAAGGUCCUCUAUCAGUUCAGUUUGAAAUUUAAAACAUCUUGCCUUCAAAAUUCUGAUAUGCAAACAUUCUAUUAAAGAUAUACUGCCUCAUAGCUCUAAAAACAUGAAAAUAAAAAAUACACAAAAAAAUAAAAAAUAAAUAAGCUUGCUUUGUCUAUUUUAAUACAUUAUUGGCAUUUAACUUUAAAUUAGAGGAAUAAAAGCUUGUUCAUUUAACAGCCUUUAAAUAAUGUCAUUCCUAUACUGUAUAUAAUAUAAUCUUAUAUAACUCUUAAAUUUCUGUCAGCAUAUUUACAUUAUUUCAUAUUAAAUCAUCUUUAAAUCAUUGAAAACAGAUUUUUUUUUCUGUGACUUAAUCAAAAGUUCAUUUUUCCUUUAAAAUAAUCAUUUUAGAUUUUAUUAAAUUUAUUGCAAGUGUUAUCUUUUCUAUAUUUUUCUAGCAGUAUAUCUGUAAACACAUAAACAAUGUCAUGUAAUUACAGACACAGAUAAUGUUAUUGUCAUAAAAAUACAACAUACAAUUAUGAAAUGUUUCUUUCUUAUUUCGAAACAAGUCCAGUACAAAAAUAAAUAUAAAUAUAUUAAAUAGCAUAUAUCACAAAAGCAAUUCUAACUACUGUACAUACACUUACAACAAACAUUAUCUUAAUUUCUUAAUAAAUUCAAUAAUUGCUGAAGGCAGGAAAAAAUUUCUAAAUUUAACAGUUUUAAUUUAAUUACUGAACUGUUGAUGGACUUUAUUUGCAGUUUUUUUGUUUAGCCAAAUAAUAUAAUUUAACCAUACUUUGCAAUAAUUAAAUCUGUGUAAUGAAAUAUAUUUAAAACCUUACCAAUGAAUUACUGUAAUUUCUUUUCCUCUAUUGUUAAAAAAUCAACAUGAAUAUUGAUUAUAUUUGCAUAAUAAUUUGCAUUGUUAAUCAGUACAUGUAUGUAAAUAAGAGUUCAACAAAACAGCAAUGCAUUAUGGGUCACUGAUACUUGUAUUUUAUGAAAUAUAACUGCUGAUGUAAAUAUCAUUUACAUUUGUGAUACUUUUUAAUCAUUAUAACUCUUAUGUUUGCUUUGUAUUAUUAUAAUUAUUUUGUAUUUUAUUCUCUAGAAAUGUUUUAUAUGAUUGUUAUUAAAUCCGGUGAUUUUUGUCUGCUAA